UGCCUUUGUUUGCCAGAAUGUAUAAAUAGUGAUAAAUUUUGGUAGUUAUCGUGCUGGCCUUGUGAACCCCUUUCUGCGCAGAUCUAUAAAUAAAUCAAAAACCUCGACCCUGAGCGUGGAUUGGCGCCUUGCACACCGGGUGGCGCCUUGCACACCGGGUGAAAGAAGCUGCUUUGGGACACAGAGCCCGGUGUGACCGGGAGGUCCCGCUGCCCAGGGGGGUGCGGGCUCAGGAUUAAACCCUUUAAGAGGGGGGUCCUUCAAGGCCCCCCGCAAUGCGCAGUCUGCGGGGGCUGCGGGCGGUGACCCCACCACUCCUACUGCGCAUGCGCCCAGCGGCAGGCGGUGCUGCCCGGCUGAGGGCGGUGACCUCGGUGCUCGCACGGCGCAUGCGCGUGGCGCAGCGUCGGGGGCGGGUGUGCGGCGCGAGGCGGGCAGCGAUGGCGGCUGCUGUGGGGCUCUCGUCCUCGCCGGGCUCCCCCGCCGUGAGCGAGCUGUGCCAGAACAGGCGGGAGAUCUUCCUGGAGGCCUCGCGGCUGCUCCUCACUUACGCUGACAACAUCCUCCGGAAUCCCUAUGAGGAAAAGUACAGAUUAAUUCGGAUUGGAAAUCCAGCGUUUUCCACAAGGCUGUUGCCCGUCAGAGGAGCAGUUGAAUGUUUAUUUGAGAUGGGGUUUCAAGAGGGAGAAACUCACCUGGUUUUCCCUAAGGAAGCUUCAAUUGAGCAACUACGUAAAAUCAGAGACUUAAUUGCUGGAGAGAGGAGUAGCAGACUGAAUGAGUCAAACCAAAUCCACAGAUCAGGAUCCUCUGAAACUGUCAGCAGCACUCAGCCAGCUGCACAGCGGCCUUCGAGACCUGUUGACUCUGUUUUUGCCCGUGCCCGUCAGCAACCAGAGACAUCACUUGUGCAAUCUCUUGAAAUGGCUGCAAAUAUCUUGAAAACACUUCAAACAAAAUUUGAGGGCCUUGUAUUGAUGUAUGAGAAUCCUUCUAUUCAGCAGAAAGCACUGGCUGCAAUUCCCCUCCAGGAAUUGAAAAGCAAGGCUCAGAAAAAGCUAGCACAAGCUACAAGACUGGACAAAGGUGCACAUGUGAAUGAAGAAGAUUUCUUAUUGUUGGAGCUUUUGGACUGGUUUAAGACUUCCUUUUUUCAUUGGGUAAAUAGUCUUCCUUGCAGCAGGUGUGGUGGGCAGACAGAGCCUAAAAGUGACUAUUUGUUGCCUACUGAUGAUGAUCUAAGGUGGGAUGCCAGUCGAGUGGAAAACCAUUACUGCAACCAGUGUCAGCUCUGUAAUAGAUUCCCAAGGUAUAACAACCCUGAAAAACUUUUGGAAACCAGACGUGGACGCUGUGGUGAGUGGGCCAACUGUUUUACACUGUGCUGCAGAGCUGUAGGGUUUGAAGCAAGAUACGUCUGGGACCAUGCAGAUCAUGUGUGGACUGAAGUAUAUUCUUCAUCUCAGAAAAGAUGGCUUCACUGUGAUCCUUGUGAAAAUGUCUGUGAUAAGCCUCUUCUUUAUGAAACUGGCUGGGGAAAGAAACUCUCCUACAUAAUUGCGUUCUCCAAAGAUGAGGUUGUUGAUGUCACCUGGAGAUACAGCUGUAAACAUGAAGAAGUACUUUCUAGAAGGACAGCACUCAGCGAAGCUACGCUGCGAGAGACAAUUAAUGCACUAAAUAGAACGAGACAAAAGUCUUUGUCAGAAAAUAGAAAAAGAGAGCUCCUGGAAAGGACUAUUGUAGAGCUUGUUGAGUUUAUUUCUCCUAAAACACCUAAACCUGGAGAAUAUGGUGGAAGGACAUCAGGCUCAAUGGCUUGGCGAGUAGCCAGAGGUGAAAUUGGUCCAGAGAAAAGAAAAGAAGUAGUUUUUAUUCCCUCUGAAAAGGAGAAGACGUCUAAACUGUUCCAUCUCGUCUACAAUGUAAUAGAUGACAGUUAUACACGGAUUUCCAAUAAUAACGAAAAAAUACGUGGCUGGGAAGCAGGUGUUUGGAAGGCAGAUUCUAUUUGGAGAAAGGUUGAAACAGACUGGAAAAUGGUUUAUUUAGCUCGAAAAGAAGGGUCAUCCUCUGCUUCCAUCAGCUGGAAGUUUGAGUGCAAGUCAGUCGGUCUAAAAAUAGAUAACAUUUCAGUUAGGACAAGCAGUCAAACAUUUCAGAGUGGAAGAAUACAGUGGAGACUUCGCUCUCCUACAGCAGAAAUUGCUCUCACAGGAGAUAAAAAUCUUUGCUCCUAUUCAGAUUUUUCUGGAGCAACGGAAGUUAUGUUGGAAGCAGUUCUAAAUGGAGGGGAUGGUGAAGCUGCAUGGCAACACACACAGCUGUUUAGAGAGAGCUUAACAGAAGGUGGGGAAAAUAGCUUGGAGAUAAUUAUAAAACUCAGUGACCUCUGAGAAUCUGAACUGUAGAAAUGUACUUUGGAUUCCUUGAAGACAUUAUACCAUGGAUACAACAUGAAGAUUUGGUUGGCAAUUCCUCUUCAUCCUGCCGGCAGAUUAUUUCCUGUUUCACUGCCUCCAUUAAACCAACUUCAAACUGCA
Molecule: messenger RNA, 2543 nt
Organism: Vidua macroura (Pin-tailed whydah)
Lineage: Eukaryota; Metazoa; Chordata; Aves; Passeriformes; Viduidae
Gene: NGLY1
Product: N-glycanase 1
Biological process (GO): glycoprotein catabolic process; protein quality control for misfolded or incompletely synthesized proteins; protein deglycosylation
Cellular component (GO): nucleus; cytosol; cytoplasm
Molecular function (GO): peptide-N4-(N-acetyl-beta-glucosaminyl)asparagine amidase activity
Source: RefSeq, a predicted model, not a curated record